AUGGAGGUCCUGAAGGAGAAAGUGGAGGAGGAGGAGGAGGCCGAGCGGGAAGAGGCGGCCGUGCGGGCUGAGAGGGGCGAGAAGGUGGUGAGGCCGAUGGAGGUGCGGAGGGAGGAAGCCCCCAUGACACAGGAGAUGCUCAGAGACCUGGAGAAGAAGCUGUCAGACAUUGAGAUGGCCAUCCCGGAGAAGCUCUCGACCUUUACCAAGGACACUAUCGACAUCUCCAAGCUACCCCUCUCCUACCAAAGCAACACGCUCAAGGAGGAACACUUGCUGCAGGUGGCGGACAGCUUCUCCCGCCAGUACAGCCACCUGUGCCCAGACCGCGUGCCCCUCUUCCUGCACCCACUGAACGAGUGCGAAGUGCCCAAGUUCGUGAGCACAACCAUCCGACCCACACUGAUGCCCUACCCUGAGCUCUACAACUGGGACAGCUGUGCCCAGUUCGUCUCAGACUUUCUCUCCAUGGUGCCCCUGCCGGACCCCCUCAAGCCGCCCUCCCACCUGUACUCCCCGACCACGGUGCUCAAGUACCAGGAGGGGAACUGCUUCGACUUCAGCACGCUGCUCUGCUCCAUGCUCCUCGGCGCUGGCUACGACGCCUACUGUGUCAACGGCUACGGCUCACAGGACAUGUGUCAAAUGGACUUGACGCGGGACGUGUGCCCACUCACCGUGAAGCACCAGGAGUGGGUCAACAUGCAGGACUGUUGGAACUGCUGCAAGGACUUGGUCUUUGACCUGGGAGACCCUGUGAGAUGGGAGUACCUGCUCUUGGGGACUGAGAAGUCUCACCUGUCCUUGACUGAGGAAGAGGAAGAUGGGUUGAAUGAUGACGACGAUAUGGAAAACCUGGGCAAGGAGGACGAGGAUAAGAGUUUCGACAUGCCGCCCUCAUGGGUGGAGCAGAUUGAGAUCUCCCCAGAAGCUUUUGAGACCCGCUGCCCAAAUGGGAAGAAGGUGAUCCAGUACAAGAGGGCGAAGCUGGAGAAGUGGGCCCCAUAUCUCAACAGCAACGGCCUCGUGUGCCGCCUCACCACCUACGAGGACUUGGAGUGUACCAAGACUUUGGAGAUAAAGGAGUGGUUUCAGAAUCGGGAGGACAUGCUGGAGCUGAAACACGUAGACAAGAGCACAGGCCUGAAUGUCGACUACUUCAAGCCAGGCCACCCCCAGGCUCUGCGUGUGCACUCGUACAAGUCUAUGCAACCUGAAACGGACCGCAUCAUGGAGUUUUACGACAGAGCCCGUGUGGACGGCCUGGUAAAGCGGGAGGAGACAUCAAAGACAAUGACGGAGUAUUACCGAGGACGGUCUGACUUCCUCUCCUAUCGCCAUGUCAGUUUCGGGGACAGGGUCAAGAAGUUGUCUCUGAACAGUGCAGAGUCAAACCCCCGGCCGAUUGUGAAAAUCACAGAGCGGUUUGCCCGCAACCCCGAGCAGCCUGCGGAUGAGGAUGUGGCGGAACGCGUGUUUCUGAUCUCGGAGGAGCGCAUCCAGCUGCGCUACCACUGCCGUGACGACCACAUCACGGCCUCCAAGCGCGAGUUCCUGCGGCGCUCUGAGGUGGACAACAAGGGCAACAAGAUCGUCAUGACGCCCGACAUGUGUAUCAGCUUUGAGGUGGGCCUGGGCGCCGUGGCUGGCCCGGGCAAGGGUAGAGGGUGUCUUAUCCAUGCCAUCCCCCGCUUUCCAAUUUAGGUGCUGGAGAUCCUGAAGCUUCGAGAGGAGGAGGAGGAGGAGCACAGGCUGACCAUCUCCAUCUAUGACACCAAGCGCAACGAGAAGAGCAAAGAGUAUCGGGAGGCCAUGGAGCACAUGAUGCACGAGGAACACCUGCAGCAGGUGGAGGCCCAGCUGGACUAUCUGGCCCCCUUCCUGGCACAGCUCCCGCCGAGUGAGAAGAUGACACGUUGGCAGGCCAUGCGUGUCAAGGACGAGUGCCUCAGUGACUUUAAGCAGCGGCUCAUCGACAAGGCCAACCUCAUCCAGGCCCGGUUCGAGAAGGAGACCCAGGAGCUGCAGAAGAAGCAGCAGUGGUACCAGGAGAACCAGGUGACCCUGACGGUCGAGGACGAGGACUUGUAUCUGAGUUACUGCUCUCAGGCCAUGUUCCGCAUCCGCAUCCUGGAGCAGCGGCUCAACCGGCACAAGGAGCUGGCCCCGCUGAAGUACUUGGCUCUGGAGGAAAAGCUCUACAAGGACCCACGCCUGGUGGAGUUCAUGAAAGUCUUUGUUUGA
Molecule: messenger RNA, 2244 nt
Organism: Puma concolor (puma)
Lineage: Eukaryota; Metazoa; Chordata; Mammalia; Carnivora; Felidae
Source: RefSeq, a predicted model, not a curated record